AUGGCAAACUUACUAUUCUGUUAUAACAAGGGAUGUGCCCAGAAGUUUGAUCCUGAAGAAAAUUCGGAAGAUUCAUGUCACUACCAUCCUGGAGAGCCAAUUUUUCAUGAUGCAAAAAAGAAGUGGUCCUGUUGCAAUAAGUACAGCACAGACUUUUCUGAAUUUCUUAACAUAAAGGGAUGCGCUGUAGGGAAGCAUAACGGUGUCCCUCCAGAUAACACUGUCAAAGAAAAGAAAUCUGAUUUUCCAACUAAACCUGUUCCUCCACCUACGCCUGUAGUAUCAAAACCUGUUGCAUCCCAAAGGCCAUCACGUACCGAGCCCACGCGUGAUCUUCCACUUGAAGUUGCACCAAACCUUAGGUCAGCUCUGGAAGAUUUAUCACUAGAUCCAUCCUUCAAACCACUACAGAAUUCUACGGUAGAAAAUAAAAAAGGUAGUCCUUCACUUGGUACAAACUGCAGGAACACUUCAUGCAAACAGGUCUAUACAGGAACAGAUUCAGAUAAUGGACUCUGCUUAUACCAUCCCGGUGUAGCUGUAUUCCACGAAGGACUGAAGUAUUGGACUUGUUGUAAUCAGAAAACUAGUGAUUUCGAUGCGUUCCUUAAACAGAUCGGUUGUACUACAGGUCGUCAUAAUUGGACCGUGGAAGAUGCAAAAUCAACCAAUGCAACAUUAACUCUACAACCGAAUGCAAAUUGUCGUUUUGAUUGGUAUCAAUUUGGUGGUUGUGUUACAUUAGAUAUUUAUGCUAAAAAUAUAUGGCCUGAAACCGUUACUAUUAAAGUGAAUCAAAUAGUAUUACAUGUUUCAUUAAAAUUUGGUUUAGACUAUCAAACAUUUGAACGGGAUUUCAAUCUAUACGGUUCUAUAGAUCCAAAACAAUCCAUUGUUAAAUUAAUGCCAUUAAAAGCUGAAAUAAUUUUAAAAAAAGCUGAACCAAUAACAUGGCCAACACUUGAAUCUAAACUAUUAGAUCAUUCAGAAAUGAAUAAUAAUAAAGAAACGAUUGAAGACAAUUCAAAAUAA
This is a messenger RNA of Schistosoma rodhaini, 1032 nucleotides long. NCBI's taxonomy places the organism in Eukaryota, Metazoa, Platyhelminthes, Trematoda, Strigeidida, Schistosomatidae. The record is from the annotation of a GenBank genome assembly.